CGGUAUAGUUAAAAGUCAUAGUGUUAUCACCCGCUAGAAAAAAUAAAACAGAGGAAUUGAUUAAAGGAUUUAAUAAAACACCAUAAUAUAGAGAAACAUUAGAGAAACGUGUGUCGUUAGUUUUAUGCUACUGGGCAUGGUGUUUAAGAUAUGUUAAACGCCAGUGUAUGAUUAUAAUAGCAAAGUGUCUUUAUGUAUACUUGGAUUUAGAAUGAAGCAUCUAAGGAAAAUCAUGCUGACUAUCAUUUUCCUAGCAGUAAUAACAGUGUUCAGCCUCAUCAUGUUUGAAACGGCACAAAACGAGCCUCCCAAACCGGCAUACAAGAGUUCAAGGCACUACGGUGACAUCCAUCCACAUUUCGUUGCAAUUUCCGAUAGCCGUGUUACGAUAGAACAGCAUUUGGAUGAACACAGAUCGAAGGGGAUUCUAGAGGCUCAUUUUUCAAUGCCCCAAUCUGGCAUAUUCAAAGACGUUACUUCAAGUCGAGAUGAUUAUUUUAUCCACAUUGCCACAGAGCACAAUAUCAAAACGCUGCUCUUUCAAACAACUGAUUCUGACAAAGAUGGACAUGGUGUAUUUCGAUGGAUAGGAAGCAAAUCUUUGUGUACAGCACUUGCCGAUUACAAAGGCAAUAUACCUUAUUCCAACUCCUGUACUUCAAAUAUGGAGGAGACCUUUUCUGCACAGAGACCUGAACCCAAACUGCGAUUCAAAUUACCACUAAAUUUUAAACUUACAAAGGAAGUAUUCCAAUUGGGGACAGUAUCUAGUUUCAUUCAUUUAAUACAAAAUGGAAUCAUCUCGAAUGAUGGUGUAGUUUUUGUCGGCGACCUGCAAGUUAUACCAUAUAGUUGUCUCGCCAGACCCGAGGCGAUUCAAGCUUCCAAAAAACAUUUUAUCAGGGCUAUCAAAGAUAAACUGGAUAAAUUGCCCCGUUACGGAGAAGUAUUUGUAAUAACACAAUUUUGGUCAGCAGCAUUUUACCACGGAAUGGUGGAAUCUCUACCAAGAUUAUCACGGUAUAUUGGAUUUAUAGACCAUCGCUCUGAAAUCAAAAUAUAUGUCGCUUGCACUGCGUUCAUGAAUUCUUCACUCCAGACUUUAUUUCCCUCUAGAAAUAUAUCUGAACUGGUAAUAUGUGAUAACAUUGGACCAAUACUCGCAGCUAGAGUGUAUUUCCCGGAAGGUACGCCCUGUGGUAUGUAUAAGUCCCCUCAAUCGGGAGUAUAUCAGAUGUCGAGGGAGUUCGAGAAAUAUAUAAGUCCAAGUAUACAUAUACCACCCAAAAACUAUAUCAUCUUAAUAAAAAGGACCAAACAUAGAAUUUUAGUUCAGCAUGAUGUAAUAGCUUCAUUUCUGAAUAAUAUUGCGAAACAGAACGAUAUGGAACUUUUUAUUUACGCAGACGACAACCUUCCGUCAUUCUCUGACACGAGAAAACUUUUCCAUCAAGCCAGACUCGUUGUUGCACCACAUGGAGCUGGACUAGCGAACACUUUGUUUUCUACUCCGGGUUUGUUUGUGAUCGAGAUAGUGUGUAACCAUCCUCAUCUGAAUUUAUGCUACAGACAGUUAGCAAUCUCUCUCGGGCAUCAUUAUCAUGGUGUAUCUUCAAAGUUCGGUUGUGAAGCUACACUCAACGUCGAUGUAAACGAAGUUAAAGAUGCCGUUCAGUUUUAUAUGAAACAUAUUGUUAAAAAGAAAAAUCUGUGAUUUUGGAGAUAAGAUUAUUUCGCAGCGUAGAUAAUACAAAAUUAUGUUAAGUAUAAUGUACAGACUGUACUGCAAUAUUAACUCUGAAGUCGUUAAAGUUUUAUGUAGAGAGAGCAUUGAAUGACAUUCAUAGCUGAACAAGUUUGUUUAUUGCAUGAAUCGCCUAACGAAUUAAAGGCCUACAGUUAAGUUUGAAAAUAUGUUUGUAUCAUUCAUUUACUGUUUUUCAUGACUUUAAAGUUAUUUUGACUUUUUAACAAUAAUGCGAACAUUGAACACAGGACCUACUAUUUCAAUAAUAAAAUGUCAUAUCUAACGUGCCACUUAAAUACUUUAGCAUAUCAAAAAAUCAUAAUCCUACCUUGUCAUGUCUAUUUUCUAAAACACUUUAAAG
Molecule: messenger RNA, 2108 nt
Organism: Owenia fusiformis
Lineage: Eukaryota; Metazoa; Annelida; Polychaeta; Sabellida; Oweniidae
Source: the annotation of a GenBank genome assembly